Messenger RNA from Erinaceus europaeus (western European hedgehog), 728 nucleotides. RefSeq names its product transmembrane protein 139 (gene TMEM139). Bases 20 to 661 code for a protein of 213 amino acids. The transcript has 2 exons. Lineage: Eukaryota; Metazoa; Chordata; Mammalia; Eulipotyphla; Erinaceidae. The record is from RefSeq and is a predicted model, not a curated record.
GAGCCCCUGGGAGGAGGCCAUGGUGCCAAGCCAGUGGUGGGGCCGACUGGAGAAGCCAUUCUUCUACCUGGCCUGCACCUCCUUCCUGCUGGGGCUCGCCCUACUCAGCGUCCGCUCCGAUAUCAGCCCCGCCGCUUACUUCUUCUUUGCCCUGGGUGGCGGCUUCUUGUUGGCCUGCUUCCUGGCCUGUUUCCUGGAGUGGGUUUUCCGAGCCCUGCAGACCCAGACUGAGAGUCCUGGGCCCUCAGGUGCUGCACGGGACAAUGAAGUCUUUGAGGUGCCAACUUAUGAAGAGGCCGUGGUGUCUGAGUCCCAGGGCCACCCCCCAGAGCUGGGUCAGCCGCCCCCCUACUUCAGCAUCACAAUACCUCCAGGACUCAGGGGCAGACAGUCCAGCCAGUCCCCUCAGGGACCCAGGAGAACCACGCUGCAGAGGCGCGUGGUCUCGGAGGGCUCUCUGACCCUGGGUGGCAGCAUGGGGCAAACUCGGGUCAGCCUUCAGCUCCAGGGACCACGGGUCAUGUCCUCCACUUCCGACAUGCAGAACCUGGAAGGACCCCCCAAACUGGAGCCCCUCACGCCUCCCCCUGCCUAUGAUGUCUGCUUUGCCCACCCUGACGAUGAUAACGUUUUCUAUGAGAACAACUGGACGCCCCCCUAAGCGGCUUACCAGGAUCCCUGCCCAUCUGCACAGAGUGGGACCGAAUGACCCACUUGGUCUCAUGGCC